AUGGGUCAGAAGAAAGUUGAGUUCUCGACGAUCGCGGAGGAAGAUGAGGCGGAGGAGGAGGUCAAAUUGAACCCGCAGAAGAUCAGAGAGGCUCUCGAUGGGGAUGAGGAGCUCAAGAAUAUUGGGGAUUUCAUCAAAUUCGGGAGAUAUACUGUGUUUAUCAUCUUCUUAUACGAGUUGAUGCUGCUUCCUCAGAUGGCCAACAUGACCUUUAUGAUCUACGGAGGCUAUGCCCCUAAGGUCGUGGAAUGCGGAGGUCAUGAUUAUCGGAAUCUGAGCAAUGUAAAGUCAUGUGCCGCGUAUAAAGAGGACUUUCUUCGGACCAACUGUACUCCCGUACUGGAAACGCAGUUCAAUUCGUUGGCCUAUGAGGUAAAAUAUCGAUUCUUAAGAUUAUAUUUAUAAAGUUCAGUUCAACUAUUUCUGCGACAGAAUCACGAGUGUAAAAAGAGCGAUCAGUAUCAUGAUGUUGGGCGUUUUGUUCGGUGCAAUAAUCUUCGGCCAACUCUCGGAUUGGUUCGGCCGGAAGAGGAUGAUGAUUGUCACUCACAUCGGGAUGUGCACGCUCGAUCUGAUCGUGUCCAGAGCAACUUCGCUGGGUCAUUUCACUCUCAUCCAAUUCUUUACCAGUUUAUUUGUUGGUGGCCAUAACACGUAAGUCAUCCAAAAUUACGUUCAUAUACCAUAUAUUUUAAUCUAAAUAGCUUGCUUUUUCAGCAUAAUGCACGUAUUUUUGUUGGAGAGCAUCCCCAAGAAGCAUCGAGUCUGGUUGUCCUGUGCCCUCUCCUACUCGCCCAAUUAUAUUAUAGUAGCCAUUAUUGCCUACUUUGCUCACGAUUGGAGACGACUGAUCUCGAUUGCCGGACUCUUGAAUAUCCCUGCUCUAUUGCUAUUAUUGUAAGUUACUAACUACACUUUUUUUUAAUGUCGAAAUUUUAGAUUUGCCUUUGAGUCACCUCGUUGGUUGAUUCAAAAAGCCCUUUUGGAUUCAGCACGAACAACGUUAAUGAAAAUGGAAAAAAUAAAUGGAACUGCGACGCCGACCAGGCUUCGGAACAUCGACGUACUCAUUGAGCAAGAGAUCAUGGUCAGUUUUAUCUACUAUAUUAUUUUCAAGACUAAUUUCUUCAUUAAAAUACAGGGUGGGCCACUCGAAGCUGACAAGUUGUUUCUUUGAAUUUCUCCGCGUAGGCUCUGCCGAUUUUUCUAAAAUUUAGAUUUUUCUGGAGCUGAGACCCGCCAUUUUCAACCGACUGAAUUUCAAAAAAACAUAUUUUGAACUAACCUUUUCAUGCCUUUUCAAAGUUUUGAAAAAUUAUUUUCGGGCCGAAACCGCUAAAACUUGGAAAAUUUUUGGAAUGAUUUUCAAUUGACUUUCUCUGACUUGGAAAAUUUUUGGUUUUUUUUUGGGGAAAUCGUGGAGUAAAAAGUUGCGAGUGCUCGCCUUAAACUUGUUUAAAGCAAAUUAAAAGCCACAAGAGGGUUGUUUGUAUUACCAUUAGGGCACGAACGCUCAAAAAAAAAAAAAAAAAUCUAAAAAAGAUUGAAAAAUUCGACGUCAAUCGUUAUCGAGUCAGGCUUGGGGCAUCUUGGAGCUCAGAUACGUAAUUAAAAUUACGUAUCCACGAUACGUAAUUUUAACUGCUCAUGACUCUCAAAGGCACUGCAAGUUUGUGAUGCGAGAGGAGGUGUGCAUAAUAACUCAGAUAGAAACAUUAAUAAUCAGAUUGUUAAAUAAAAUUGUUUUUGAAACAAUAUUUGAUAACUAUCUGAGGUAAAACAAAGAAAAUUUCACCCAAGAACUCGGAAAAAUGACCAAUUUUUCAAAAUCAUUCCAAAAAUUUUCCAAGUUUUAGCGGUUUCGGCCUGAAAAUAAUUUUUCAAAACUUUGAGAAGGCAUGGAAAGGUCAAUUCAAAAUAUAUUUUCUUGAAAGUAAGUCGGUUGAAAAUGGCGGGUCUCAGCUCCAGAAAAAUCUAAAUUUUGGAAAAAUCGGCGGAGUCUCCGCGGAGAAAUUCAAAGAAACAACUUGUCAGUUUCGAGUGGCCCACCCUGUAUAAUUUUUAGCAAAAUGAAAAGAAAAGGUCGCGGAGAAAGUACUACUUUUACCAUUUAUUCUACACCUGGAAAAUGUGUCUGUACACUGCGAUCAUUUCCUUUGCUCUUUUGGCCACCUCUAUCAUCUCGUAUGCCCUGAUCUUCAACAUGGAGCAUCUGAGUGGCUCUAUUUUCAUCUCGACCGCCUUCUUUGGGGCCUUCAGAUGGGCAGUUAACCUUUUAGUUGGGGCCAUUGACUAUUUUGUCCCUAAAGCCGGUCGAAAACCCAUUCAUCAUGGAGCGCUGACCUUUAUUUUGACUAUGCUGGGAAUUGUAAUUGUCGUAAAAUCGCUGGGAAUCCAAUCCGUCAAUGCGAUUCGAAUAACGACGAUGAGUGCCGCUGCAAUGUGCUCUCAGUUGUUCAUGGUAAAUGCCAUCGUAACCUCGGAGCUGUUCCCUACGGCUAUACGAAAUCUGGCCGUGAGUUUUGUCCAGAUCAGCAGUCGACUUGGAGGAGUUAUUUCGCCUCAUGUCUUCUACCUUGUAAGUGGAAUAUCAUCAAAUUUUACAAUCUUUUGAAAUCAUUUUUAGGCUAAUGUGUGGGAACCUCUUCCCUAUGUAUUUAUGUUCACCAUAAUGCUGAUUAAUGCCCUAAUGUUCGGCGCUUUUAUCCCCGAAACCAAAAAUUCAGCCAUGGUGGAUCAUAUGCCGGACAAAAGUAAAAGAAUUUGGAAGUCAAGGAACUCAAUGAAGGCAACAAAUAUACUGCCCAGCGUCGCUAAACUUGCUGAAGACGUCUAA
This is a messenger RNA of Bursaphelenchus xylophilus (pine wood nematode), 2836 nucleotides long. NCBI's taxonomy places the organism in Eukaryota, Metazoa, Nematoda, Chromadorea, Rhabditida, Aphelenchoididae. The record is from the annotation of a GenBank genome assembly.